CGGGCCCCGGCUGCUGAAAGCCGGGGCAGACGUCCUGGUGCAGGUUCGGCUGUGUGUCCCGGUCCCGCCCAGGCGGCGACUGCGGUAGGAGGAAGCAGGUGUUGCACGCACUGGGCCACCGCCGCUACAUUGCAGCCUUAUCUCAGCUCAAAAUGAACUAUAUGCCCGGCACUGCCAGCCUCAUCGAGGACAUCGACAAAAAGCACUUGGUCCUGCUUCGAGAUGGAAGGACACUGAUAGGCUUUUUAAGAAGCAUUGAUCAAUUUGCUAACUUAGUGCUGCAUCAGACUGUGGAGCGCAUUCACGUGGGCAAGAAGUACGGCGAUAUUCCUCGAGGGAUUUUUGUAGUCAGAGGAGAAAAUGUGGUCCUACUAGGAGAAAUAGACUUGGAAAAGGAGAGUGACACACCCCUCCAGCAAGUGUCUAUUGAAGAGAUCUUGGAAGAACAAAGGGUGGAACAGCAGACCAGGCUGGAAGCCGAGAAGCUGAAAGUGCAGGCUCUGAAGGAUCGAGGUCUGUCCCUUCCUCGCGCAGAUACUCUUGAUGAGUAUUAGGUCUUUUGCUCAGACGCUGUUGCUCUCGGGGAGCAGGGGCUGUUACUGAAUGAAGGCGACGUCCUGGUCACCUCAUUUGUGUUUGACUAGAGACUGCAGAGUUUUGAAAUGUCAUUUUUAUUUUGAAUUCUUUCACAUAUGCAACAUGAAGAAAUCAAGUGGCUUUUUGUUUCCUUUUGAGUAACGAAAGCAUUGUUAAAGAAACAGUGGCAUGGACUCCUUUCACACGUCACUGUGGAGCCAGCAGCUACUUCUUUAUAUUGCUCUUCUCAUUCCAAAUUAGAGUUUACAGGAGACAUUCUUCAUUUACUUGUAAAUAAAAUAUGAAUCUCAAAACUGUCAUGUUAUUUCCCAAGUUUGGGUUGCCUCCAAUGAAUAAAGAAAAUUAACUUUCUGCUCUCAAAGGUA
Molecule: messenger RNA, 962 nt
Organism: Equus quagga
Lineage: Eukaryota; Metazoa; Chordata; Mammalia; Perissodactyla; Equidae
Gene: LSM1
Product: LSM1 homolog, mRNA degradation associated
Exons: 4
Coding region: 153-554 (133 amino acids)
Biological process (GO): deadenylation-dependent decapping of nuclear-transcribed mRNA
Cellular component (GO): P-body; Lsm1-7-Pat1 complex
Molecular function (GO): RNA cap binding
Source: RefSeq, a predicted model, not a curated record